UAGACUUGCACUGAAAAUAAAAAUUUAGAAAUUAUCGUUUAGUGAAUUUAAUGCUGUUGAAGGACAUCAAUGACUACAAUAUAAAAACAUAACCAAGAGUGACUGAACACAGUGGUGGUGCUGCCAAAAUUGUGAGCUCCCUGAAAUCAUCAACCUACUAGGUAGUCUACUUGACAAAAUGGUUCGCAUAUUAAGUAAUGGCGAGAUUGUUCAAGAUAAUGACCCUAGGCUUCAACAAAGAGGAAAUACAAAUGGAUCUCAACAACAGAGAAGGGGUUACAUAGAGCAUAAUGAUAAUGAAGAUGCCAUGAUGCAGGGGCAAGGUGGUGGCCAAAGAGGGAUGGGCUAUGCUCAAGGGCCUUCAAUGUUUGACACUCUUAACCAAAAACUCUUAAAUGCUGGAUUUCCACGCUGGAAUGCUGGACCAUAUGUAGUGGAGCCUCUAGUCUCAGUUGGACUGCUGGUCUUGUUCAUGAUGGCCGGGUUCCGUGGAUUAUUAUUUGGUGCUGUGUUAUUUAUGGUUUGUAAAUGGAGCACAAGUGGAGGAGGCGGAGGGGUUCAGGACUGGUUGGGUGGAGGAGGAGCUGCCCCCCAGGGACCAAGGCCUGGGGGAGGAGGAAACCCCCCUGGAAAUCGACCAGGGACAGGAGGUGGAGGAAACAGGCUGGGGAGAUAACAUUGCAAUAAGAUAGCUCAAAUGACAUUUUAGAUUAUUCUAUUUUUCAAUGCAAAGGAUAUCAGAUUUUUUAAAACAUCAUUUCCUACAUAAGCAUGUAUUUGAUUGAAUGUAGUGUUCCUACAGGCCAAGAAACAUGUGUAAUUAAUGCAAUAUCGAAGUUUAUCCAAUUUUUAUAGGGGGCAGACAAGCUUUGAUUUUGCAAUAGUUACACAUGUGAAAUUAAAUUGUAUUUUUCACCAUUAGCUUUUCUUUACUAAAGGAAUAACUUAAUUGAUAAAGAUGAGUUGAGAGCAU
Molecule: messenger RNA, 973 nt
Organism: Owenia fusiformis
Lineage: Eukaryota; Metazoa; Annelida; Polychaeta; Sabellida; Oweniidae
Source: the annotation of a GenBank genome assembly